GUGGGACCGGAACCACUGAGAUUGAACGGAAGUGGCCAGAGCGGCUUAGAAACCAUUGAGUUUUACCGGAAGUGGCUAGAGCGGCACCGGAACCACCGAGCCUAGGCGGAAGAUGCCAGAGCUGCCUCGAUAACCAUGGGGACGGGUCCGCGCCGGAAGCGGAAGUGGCGGGCGGUGCACGCGCGGUGAGGGCCGCCCGGCGGGGCCCGGAGCGGUUUCGGGGCUCCCGGGCGGUCCCGGGCGGUUCUCGGGGGGUCCCGGAGCUCUCGCGUCCCUCCGGCCAUGGCGGACCCGUCGCUGCUCUCGGCCGAGCUGGAGGCGGACGAGGAGGAGGAGGCGGCGGCGCUGCGGCGGCUGCUGCUGCAGGUGGCCCCGGACCCUGAGGAGGCGCCGAGCGCCGGCCCCGCCCGGGCCGUGACCCCGCAGCCGGGUUUCUGUGUCAAGACGCGCGCGGCGGGCGGGGGUCCCAAGGUGUUCCUCAACGUUUGCCAUUCGCCCGCGGUGCCGCCCCCGCCGCCCGUGCCCCCCCCGGGGCUGCAGCGGCUCCUGCGGGACCCCCCCGGGCCCGGCGGCGCCUUCCGCAUCCCCAUGAGCCUGGGGGAGCCGCACGCCGAGCUGGACCGAGGGGGAAGGGGCUGCACGGCCUACGACGUGGUGGUGAACUCGGGAUUCUUCAGGACACUCAAGGCCGACCCCCUGUACCUGGAGUUCUUCCUGACCGUGGCCCUGGAGGGGCUCUCGGACAAGUACGGGGUGGAGCUGGAGCUCACCGGCUGGCGCGUGCUGCGGAACCGGCGCUGCCUCGGCUCCAUCGCGGCCCAGAACAUCCGGGCGCGACCCCCGCCCCGCAUCCAGGAGCUGCCGGGGAGCUGCCGGGGUGACGGGGACCCCCGGGACCCCUCCCCAAAAGCCACGGAGACCCCCGGGCCGCCCCCGUUCGUGGUCGUGGCCUCGCCUUCGGCUGAGGAGCCGCGGGAGCUGCAGGCGAGGGUGCACCUGGGACAGGAGGGGGCGGGCUCUCUGUGGCUGGGGCUGAGCGAGGAGCGGCUGCUGCUGCUGCGCCCCGCGCCGCCGCCGGGGGGCGCUCCCGGGGCCGCCCCGGGCCGCCAGGGGGCGCUGCUGGAGCUGGGGCUGCCGCUGCGCAUGCGCGCCGACCCCGCGCGGUGCCGCGCGCGCUUCCACCGCCGCUCCAAGGUUCUCUCGGUGACGAUGCCGCUGCUGAGGGCGUGAGGGAGCCCCGGGAAAACCGCCAGGAGACCCCCAAAAUCCCAGCCGGGACCCCCCGAAACACCCACCCGGGAUCCCCCGAAACACCCACACGGGACCCCCCAAAAAGCCCACCCGGGACCCCCCAAAAUCCCACCCGGGACCCCCCCGAAACACCCACCCGGGACCCCCCAAAAAACCCACCCGGGACCCCCCGAAACACCCACACGGGACCCCCCAAAAAGCCCACACGGGACCCCCCAAAAUCCCACCCGGGACCCCAAAAAACCCACCCGGGACCCCCCGAAACACCCACCCGGGACACCCCAAAUAACCCACCCGGGACCCCCCCAAAAUCCCACCCGGACCCCCCAGGACCCCCAGACCUCUUUGGGGCCGCUCUCAGGAUGCUCCUGAGCCCCCCCAGCCACUCAGGGAUGCCCCCAGGAUUGUCCAGGACCCCCCCGACCCCUCCCGACCCCUCAGCCCCCUCCCCUUCCCAUUUUUGGUACCAAACCCCCCAAUAAAAGGCAAACCGUUA
Melospiza melodia melodia is the source of this 1747-nucleotide messenger RNA. RefSeq names its product PIH1 domain-containing protein 1-like. Bases 283 to 1230 code for a protein of 315 amino acids. Lineage: Eukaryota; Metazoa; Chordata; Aves; Passeriformes; Passerellidae. Gene Ontology annotation, cellular component: R2TP complex; ribonucleoprotein complex; cytoplasm. The transcript has 9 exons. Gene Ontology annotation, biological process: box C/D snoRNP assembly; rRNA processing. The record is from RefSeq and is a predicted model, not a curated record.